Messenger RNA from Saccharomycodes ludwigii, 354 nucleotides. RefSeq lists its product as uncharacterized. NCBI's taxonomy places the organism in Eukaryota, Fungi, Ascomycota, Saccharomycetes, Saccharomycodales, Saccharomycodaceae. The transcript has a single exon. The record is from RefSeq and is a predicted model, not a curated record. Bases 1 to 354 code for a protein of 117 amino acids.
AUGCUAGACCAAGAAUUAGUAUUUAAAAACUAUGAAGCUGACUACGGUUGUGCAGGCACUAAGCCAUCACUAAAGGGGAAAUUACAGGAAUAUUCCGUUGAUAAGCUUGAUAUUACUAUGCAGACACAAUUUCAUUACUGUAAGUUAGAACAUGGUACAGUUUCACAAGAACAACCUAAUAACUAUUAUUAUCACACUCAUAAUAACAGCAACAAAAUGGAAAAGGAUGAUGAAGAUGACAAUGAGGAUGUGAUUGUUGACCUAUCGACUGGCAGCCUAAAGCCUGUAAACUUAAAGAACUAUAAUAGAAUGAAUUCGAUGAUCGAUGAUUUUAUGGAUACUAGAUUAUCUUAG